CCGGGAGUUCGUUAUUUCCUAAUUGUCGACCGUGGGGCUCUGGAACUAUGGCGCCUGGACUUGAAGGUGGGUUGCGUCGUGAAUCGAGUCGUAUUCAAGAAAGUAAUUCUAGAAGAAUCCUUGACAACGCUGCGCGAAUUCGACGUUUGAAUCGACAGCUUGAGUCGUUGGAGAAAGAUAAUUACCAGGAGGAUCCUCAUACAAACUUGUCCAGUACGAAGAAAAAGGGUCCAAGAUUUGGAAUUGAAUCUGAUGAAGAUAACGAAGAUACAGAAGGACCAGCAGUCAAAAAGAAAAAGAAGACUCGAGGUGAUUUUUAUAAACAAAGAUUCAGAAAAAAUAUAUCCGCUUUGCUUGAUGAAGAGCGCAUUCGUCUGCAGGACAAGGACAAAACGAGACCAAACUAUUUUGGUGCAGUAGCACCACUUUCCAAGUUUCCUCAAAGACACUUUUGUGCAGUUUGUGGAUCUUUGUCCAACUAUACAUGUGUGUCUUGUGGUGCAAGAUAUUGUUGUGUAAAGUGUCUUGGAACCCAUAGAGAUACACGUUGUUUGAAGUGGACUGUGUAAUCAAAAGCAUAAUGGCACAAAGUAUCA
This is a messenger RNA of Styela clava, 596 nucleotides long. RefSeq names its product zinc finger HIT domain-containing protein 1-like. Lineage: Eukaryota; Metazoa; Chordata; Ascidiacea; Stolidobranchia; Styelidae. Gene Ontology annotation, biological process: chromatin remodeling. The record is from RefSeq and is a predicted model, not a curated record.